AGGAAGAAGAAAACAUCAGUGGCUUCGUUGGCGUCAUCGCUGCUUCACGAGCCAGGGAACAUCGGGCGUCUUCGGCCAACCGGCAGUAGGAAGCCCCCCAGGAGCUGAAACACCCUCUCGUUAAAAAGGGCUUCUCGUGAAGACUGCCAACGGCAGGCUUGGUCAUGAGCAUCCGUCAAGAAGACCGUCGUGACAGCUUCGUGAGUCCGGUCAUCAAUAGCUUCGUGUAGGCACCAAGGUAUCAGGCUCCUGUCGGGCGCACGACGGAAGCAGCCAGGAGAGGAGUUCUAUCAAGCUGUCUGGCGACCCGCUGAUCCACAGCUACCGUCUCGCGUCAUCCGACAGUCCAGCGGGGCCGUGCCGUUCUACGUCAAUGAGGGCGAACGCAAACGGAAGACGGAGAGCGGUUUCCUUCGACGUCGCCGCAGCGCCGGUGGCUAUCGCUCCAACAAAUGCCGCUCCGAUUCCCAACAACAUUACAUCGAGUGCGACGUCUGUCAGCGUCCGCGGACAACGUAUGGCCGAGUAUUGCGUGUUCCUGGUGUCGGUGUCAGCCGUGACGCUAUCUAUCACACUUUUCCAGCCUCUCGUGCUCUUCCACUGCCUAGUGCAGUGCAAGGAGCCACGCUGUUUCAACGUAGCCAUAGCGGUGCACCAAUCCAUCGCACCGUCCAUGGCACCUUGCCAGGACUUCUUCAAUUACUCUUGCGGGGACGGCCGCGCCACCCGUUUUUUCGCUCGUCUCGAGCAGUCGCUCCGUACAGCGGCGCUUCGCUGGGUUUCUGCGGUCCCAGUGCCGAGAUCGGGCCAAAGCGCCGUUCAAAAGGCCGCGAUGCUGCUUCGUGGCUGCCUUAAGCUGACAAUGCAGAAGAACGAGGACGUGGACGCCAUCAGAAACGUGCUGAGCGCGGGUGGACUCGCGUUUCCCAAGAUGCCCACCACGUCCAAGUACUCCACAGUUCGGAGCAUCGUGGAGUUCAACUUGAACGCCGGCAUCGCACCAGUCUUCAGGCUGACCGCCGGCCGCAGCCUUUACUCAGGGAGCGGCUACAUGCUGCACGUCACACCCAACUACGACAUCGUCUCGUUUGCAGAAUACCUUCAGCAACUUGGUCCGAGUGAAAAUUUCGACGUGUACGUCAGACGGUGCGCCGAAGUCAUCGGCGAACGUGGCAUGUCUUACGCCGCACUUAUCAGGGCUGUGAAGAGUGUGAACCAGGCGUUUGCCGAGCUGUCCGUCACUAAACCGCUCCACGUCGAACUGAAAUUGAGCCCACAGUACCCGCAAGCGGGCUUCUGGCAGUCACUGUGCACCAUCCUGCACAAGAAGUUGCAAUUCCUGGACGUUGCGAAGAGGAAAUUCUUGAUUCUGGAUGAGGGCUACUUCAACUUUCUCGCUUACAGAGUUUUCGAUCCACUAGAAGCGAAAGAGAUCGCGGCCUACAUUGGUCUAUACGUGGUGUGGUACCUGAGCCGCGUGGCUUCCUACACUCUCGCCUACAGCUCGCCCGUGCCAAACUACACCCACGGACUGAAAGACAUGUGGUUGCGCUGCUACGCGGACGUCCACACGCUGAUGCCCUUCGCCGUGGAGCACCUGUACCUGCACGCAGCGAUCAUCAAAAAGGAUGUGGAAGAGAUGGAAAGCAUAGUCCAGGCAGUCACCCAGGCAACCAAGGACUUCGUGUCAGCGCUCCCCAGGGAAGGCAGGCCGAGCGAGGCGAGGUUGAUCGACAAGAUCGGGAAGCUGCGCGUGUUCCCGUACUCGUUCGCCUCGUUGCACGAACCCCACCAGCUGAACCGUUUGUACGCACACGUGCCGGACCAAAGGGACGUCGACUUCGUGUACAACUUCCUGCGGCUCUCCCGGAUGACGGCCGAAUACAUGGUGCGCCUGCUGCUCAACUCGUCCGCGGAUGUCACCGAGCCGUUCGUGCCUCCAUUCGAGGCGGGCGUGCCGUACAUGGCCAGCGUCUUCAACAUGGUGCACUUGAGCCCGGCGGUCGUGCUGCCGCCGGCGUUCACCUCCGGCCAGUCCCUGUCGCUCAACUACGCCGGUCUUGGAUACAACGUUGCCGAGCAGGUUGGCCAGCUGUUCCUGCGCAGUCCCAGCAUCCUCAAUGAGACCGGCGGCUACGAGCGAGUUUGGUCCGAUCGCUUCUUCAAUUCGCUGCGAAGGAAGUACCAGUGCCUGAGAAACAUGUUUCGCGAAGGUGAAUGGAACGCCACUGAAAUACCCAGAGACGUCCUGCGGGCAUCUGUAACAGCUGAGAUUGCCUUUAAGGCUUUCAUGGAGGUGCGGCGCUCUCCGGCACACGCGGCUCGCUUCCGGCAGGAGAGGGACCACUUCGGCAUGGCGCCCGAGCAGCUCUUCUUCGUGGGCAUCUGCAUGAACUGGCGUCAACGAAGGCACGAGCCGCGCGGCCUCGCCGAGCUCGUGUGUCGCUUCUCCAUGCGCUCGCUGCAGGGCUUCAACGAAGUCUUCAGCUGCCCCAAGACGACGGCGCUCGCUGCCCUCGAGAAGUGCCCGAUCUGAGUUUAUCCGACGGCGUUUUGCUGCCAGGAAGAAAGAAAUAAUUCAAACGGCGGCAUUUGAAAGAAAAGAAUGGCAAGGUCGUCCCCCCAGUGAA
This is a messenger RNA of Dermacentor albipictus, 2630 nucleotides long. RefSeq names its product phosphate-regulating neutral endopeptidase PHEX-like. The record is from RefSeq and is a predicted model, not a curated record. NCBI's taxonomy places the organism in Eukaryota, Metazoa, Arthropoda, Arachnida, Ixodida, Ixodidae. Gene Ontology annotation, molecular function: metalloendopeptidase activity. Gene Ontology annotation, biological process: protein processing. Gene Ontology annotation, cellular component: plasma membrane.